Molecule: messenger RNA, 1091 nt
Organism: Aedes aegypti (yellow fever mosquito)
Lineage: Eukaryota; Metazoa; Arthropoda; Insecta; Diptera; Culicidae
Product: inhibin beta chain-like
Exons: 4
Biological process (GO): SMAD protein signal transduction
Cellular component (GO): extracellular region
Molecular function (GO): growth factor activity; cytokine activity
Source: RefSeq, a predicted model, not a curated record
AGUUCAUGUUACGUGAAUGUUAUAUGCAUUACUCAUAUUGAUGAAUCAGCGGUCGACCAGGAUCCAUAUUUCAGCUGUGAAGCAGCGCCUGGUCACCAGUUCUUCGUAUUUCCGUCGCUAAACUCAUUGCCCUCCACAACACAUGGAAUACGCAUCUACAAUGCCACCCUUUGGAUACGAUUGGAGCUCAAGGUGAAACACGCAGACAACUAUUGGGCCUCGUACGGCAACAAGAAUCUCAUCCUUUGGGUGUUUCGAUUGAUCAGUGGGUCCAAAAACGUGCUCAACGAUGAGGAGGAAUUUACCAAGCACACGGCAAUGGUGGCUAAACACACGAUUUCGGUGGAAAAACUCGGCUGGCAGGAGAUAGACGUGACGAAUGCAGUCCGAGCAUGGCAUUCGGAGAAAACCAACGACAGCUUGCGACUGUUUGUGGACUGUUCGGGUUGCGGAAAUAAAAUAACCAUCCAUUUGUUUGACGAGAAUCAGAACAAGAACAAGGAAUCGGUCCUGAAGGCGCAAAAGAUAAAUCCCAAAAAGAAGCCGGAGAACUUCAUCGAUUACAACCGACCUUAUCUUUAUGUGAGCCUUGCAACGAACCACGUGAAGCGCCUGCGAAGACGGGCACUCGACUGUACUGGGGCACCAAACGAGCAGUGCUGCAAACAGAAGUUCUACGUAGAUUUCAAGGCGCUCAAGUGGGAUGACUGGAUUAUACGCCCUCAUGGAUACUUUGCCAAUUAUUGCAAAGGAAGCUGUCUUCUACCGGACAAGUUUUCAGCGGAAUAUCAAUACGUUGUGGAUGAAUACCGAAGACAGGGUCAACUGACCGGAAUCCACCAAUGCUGCGCACCAACCAAAUAUUCUCCCAUGUCGCUCAUUUUUUACGGACCAGACUCUCGCGUCAUUAAGCAGGACCUUUCGAAGAUGAUUGUAGAAGAAUGUGGUUGCCCAUAACGAGUGUCUUGAUUGUUUCAGCUUUUUACUAGUUAAACUCCUCUGUAUGCUACAUAUUUACAAUUAUGUAAACCAAACUUAACGAAAUCUCAUGGAAAUAAAGUUUCGAUUUUGCAUCUUAUGCUUAAAAAGUA